This is a messenger RNA of Ahaetulla prasina, 3499 nucleotides long. Its product is annotated as major prion protein-like. NCBI's taxonomy places the organism in Eukaryota, Metazoa, Chordata, Lepidosauria, Squamata, Colubridae. The transcript has 2 exons. Gene Ontology annotation, cellular component: membrane. Bases 237 to 959 code for a protein of 240 amino acids. Gene Ontology annotation, biological process: protein homooligomerization. The record is from RefSeq and is a predicted model, not a curated record.
GCUGAAAGGACUAUCCUCCCAGGAGCUGCGGCGGAGCGCUCCUCCUCCUCCACCACCACCAGUACCAUCACCAACCGCUUCCUCCUCCCUGGAGAAAAGCGCCGCCUGAACCGCGCGCAAUAACGACACUCGCCUUUGCCAAAGCUCGGGCAGGCGCGCGCUCGCUGGCUCGCUCGGUCGCAUUGCACCUGGCAGCUCCAGGACCUCGGGAGGAGACGGACGCAGAAUAAGCAACAAUGAGGAAAUCCCUUGCGACCAGUUGGAUUUUACUUCUCCUUCUCCUGCUCCAGAUGGAUCCCUCUCUUUCCAAGAAGAAGCCUAAACCUGGUGGUGGCUGGAACACCGGGGGCCAACGCCCACCUGGUUACCCCCAGCAACAUCCUCCAAACAGACCUAAUUAUCCACAAGGUGGUUACAAUCAACCUUAUCCUGGGUAUGGAGGAGGCUACGGAGGUGGCUAUGGAGGUGGUUAUGGAGGUGGCUAUGGAGGUGGCUAUGGGGGCAGCCAGUAUGGCAAGCCCUGGAAGCCCAAACCAGCCAAGCCCAAAAUGAAGCAUGUGGCAGGAGCAGCUGUAGCCGGAGUUGCAGCAGGUGCACUGGGUGGUUACCUCUUAGGCCGUUCCAUGUCAAACAUGCAGUUUAUGUUUAACAAUCCUUCUGAGCAGCAGUGGUGGUAUCAAAACCGCGACCGCUACUCCGACCAAGUUUACUACCCAAAGUAUGACCAAACAGUUUCAAGGGACGUCUUCGUGAGAGACUGCACGAAUCUCACCGUGACCGAGUACGUCGAGCCCAGCGGGAACAGGACAGCGGAUGAAAUGGAAAGAAAGAUGGUGACGCAAGUGGUACACCAGAUGUGCACCGAGCAAUACAGGUUGAUGUCAGGUGUCACUUCGCUGCUUGCCAACCCUUCUGUGCUUGUAAUGGUUACACUGAUUUUAUGUUUCCUGAUACACUGAGUUGCUUUCCUGAAGGUUCUCUCUUGUUGAGCUAGCAAUGUGGAGAAGGGAACUCUAUAAAGCAUACACCUGGUGGGAGAAUACAUUCUUGUAUGUGCAAUUUUUAAUGGGUGUGUUUAAGAGUUGUUCUAUCUCUUAAGUAUUCUUGAACAUACUGGCUUCUUCUGACAUGGUCCCUUCAUAACCACCUGUGAUUCUGUCUUUAGCUGCAAAACAGUUUUGGGUGGGGAAAAGGAGGGACAUAAGAAUAUUUUAUAACAAACCCUACCCUGGUAGAAAUCUCACUCCAUUCUCAAAUACUGACCCUUGAGCCUGCGCUUACACACAAUAUAGCAACAUACAUAAGAAUGGCCAAGUAAUUUUUGGCCAGCUACUAUUACAUUGCACCUUGCUAGAAAACUUUUUUUUUUUUUACUUUUAUAUUUAAUGCAGCAAUCAUUUUGCAUUAUCACAAAGUCUGGCUUCCCAAAGGACCAAGUAUAUCUUCACAAGGAAGGGUUUGCAUUUUUUAAAGGGCUUUGGCAACCAGAGCUGAUCUGUAUGAUAGCCUUGGAGCUCUUGAGUGACUCAUUCACCAUGACUGAUUCACAUAUGGACAUUUUGAAGGCUAUUCCACAUGUAAGAAAAACUUAUUGCCUAUGAAGCAUAAUUGCUGCAGAUACACAGCAUGUGAUUAAUCUUGCUGAAGGCAAGUAGCCUUGAAACAAAGAUACCAUGGUGGAAAUAUUUUAUUCAGAGCAAAAGAGAAAUGACAGUUUUUGGGAGGUGAAGGAGCAGGUUGAACUAUUAUUUCUGUUUAGAUUUCCAGAAAUUUAAAGCUACUGAAAAUUGUUAAUUGCCAUAGUGGCACUUCAGAGUUCAAGGGUAUGAUGAAAAAUGACCUUAUGAGUAGACUAAGAAUAUGAAAUAUAUAUAUUUAUCUUCCAAAGAGGACUUCAAUUUCUCUCCUUGAAAUGAUAAUUGUUCUGAUUCAAAUCAGAUAAGCUUAUCAGAAAGCUAAUAUUAAUUCAAUUAACAUUAGGAGUAAGAAAGCAUGCAGUAGAUCCUUGGACCCACAAUAUCACUAGGAAAUUUAAGGUUUUAACUGUGGAGAACUUUGGAAUUAACUUUCACUUCCAGUACCAAAGUUAUUUUCAUUGGCUUCUUUAGAAAGUCAAAGAAAUAUUUACAAAGAAAUGUAGAUUUGUCUGUGGAACAACUGAAUAAACCUGACAGUGCUAAUUCACAGAACAUUUUUGUGUGGGGAAAUCACUCAUGCCAUCCACGCUGAUGUCUCAGCUGGCCCCAAUACUGCUAGUUAGAACAUAAAACACAGAAUCAUUGGGCUGGAAGGGUCUUAUAGUCCAACCCCUUGCUCCAGGCAGGAGACUUUAUACCAUCCCAGUCAAAGGGUUGUCCAAUCAAUUAAGCAAGAUUGUCUUCAGCUACAGGCCAGAAUAAGAAAUUCACGGAUGGUCUUCUAAUGCAGGGGGUCUCCAACCUGCUUUGCUGGCUGAGGGAUUCUGGGAGUUGAAGUCCACAAGUCUUAAAGUUGUCAAGGUUGGAGACCCCUGUUCUAAUGAACUUUGAGAGCAAGAGCCUAAAGUUGAGCUUGGGAACUGAUUUUGCGAAAUCGGGUUUGGCAUUUGGCAUACUGAGGAACUAUGCUAGAAUUAUUCUUUAAACAAGAUUGCUAUGAACACCUUGCUCUUUCCACACCUUGCUUUGGCUUUCUUAUUGUUUUAUUUAGUUCCUUGAGGUUUGGGAUGCAAAAGCUGACAUGGCCUCCACAAAUGUCACAUUUUUUUACCAAAUAUUUGUUAGCAGAGUUUGUGUUUGUUAUUUCUCCGUUAUAUACAGCAAGGCUUAAAAAUAUUACUGCUACAAACACAACAGCCACUGGAAUCCAGCUAGUUUGAAGAUGCCAUAGUCAUUUAAUUUUAAGACCUAACUGAAAAUCGUACUUUGGGCUAAUAGUUUUGUCUGUCCUAAUGCUUUCAGCCUACGGUGGUUAUAAAGGGUAACUUUUUUAAAACUAUGGUGUAUUUCAAUUGAUUUGCUGACUGACACUGUGUUUGUACCAGAUAUAAAAUUGUAAGUGUAGUAAAAAUAUAAUGGGAUAUGCUCAUCACCUACUGAGUAUAUCUGGUAUAUAUGAAUAUUUUGCCAGGUGAUUAUGUAUAUGGGAAUGUGUGCUAGUUAUUACUUAUUUGGGUUUAGGGAUUUAUUUUUCUUUUAUUUAUUGAGUUGUAUUCUGUGUUUUGGGGAGGUUGCACCAAGGGAGGCUCAUUCAAUCUCAUUGAACACAUGUUGUGCAUUGACAAUAAAAGUUUGAUUUGAUUUGAUUUGAUUUGAUAUUGUAAAGGCCAACUUUAAAUAUUGUUGUUUUAAUAUAAGAGCAAAAAAACUAAAUUGAAGAGAAUGUUGGAUUUUGAAGUGACAUAUCAGUUGUCAUCAGGAUAUUUUGUAACUCUGUAACUAUGCAUGGGCUUCAUUUUGAUUUGCAUUUUUUUUAAAUUAAAUGUUUGAUAUAAAGUUAAAAAUAAAAUAUGAGAAAUAAA